Messenger RNA from Otolemur garnettii (small-eared galago), 1040 nucleotides. RefSeq names its product chromobox 5 (gene CBX5). Gene Ontology annotation, cellular component: pericentric heterochromatin; nucleus. Gene Ontology annotation, molecular function: chromatin binding. Gene Ontology annotation, biological process: negative regulation of transcription by RNA polymerase II; chromatin organization. The transcript has 5 exons. Lineage: Eukaryota; Metazoa; Chordata; Mammalia; Primates; Galagidae. The record is from RefSeq and is a predicted model, not a curated record. Bases 169 to 741 code for a protein of 190 amino acids.
GGGAAGGAUCCGUUUUGGCGGGCGGUUGGCGUUGCGCAGAAGGCGGCGGCAGAGGUGGCUUGUGGUGCGGUUUUGCCAUAGAGGACUAGGGCAGACGGUGGCGUGAGUGAUCAUUCUCAAUCCCGGGAACCCAGUGGCCUUAGUCCUUCAGGUGGAACAGUGUUCGACAUGGGAAAGAAAACCAAGCGGACAGCUGACAGUUCUUCAGAGGAUGAGGAGGAGUAUGUUGUGGAGAAGGUGUUAGAUAGGCGUGUGGUUAAGGGACAAGUGGAAUAUCUACUGAAAUGGAAAGGCUUUUCUGAGGAGCACAAUACUUGGGAACCUGAGAAAAAUUUGGAUUGCCCUGAGUUAAUUUCCGAGUUUAUGAAAAAGUAUAAGAAGAUGAAGGAGGGUGAAAAUAACAAACCAAGGGAGAAGUCAGAAAGUAACAAGAGGAAAUCCAAUUUUUCAAACAGUGCUGAUGAUAUCAAAUCCAAAAAAAAGAGAGAGCAGAGUAAUGAUAUCGCUCGAGGCUUUGAGAGAGGACUGGAACCAGAAAAGAUCAUUGGGGCGACAGAUUCCUGUGGCGAUUUAAUGUUCCUAAUGAAAUGGAAAGACACAGAUGAAGCAGACUUGGUUCUUGCAAAAGAAGCUAAUGUGAAAUGUCCACAAAUUGUGAUAGCAUUUUAUGAAGAGAGACUGACAUGGCAUGCGUACCCCGAGGAUGCGGAAAACAAAGAGAAAGAAACAGCAAAGAGCUAAAGGAGGGGGUGGUUUCUGUCAUUUCUCUUUGUACAUAAUACAUUCACCCUCCCCUUCUACCCCACCCCCUUCUAUCCUAAACACAUCCAUAAAAAAUGUGCUUAUCACUGUGCUCCACAGGAGAAAUGUUGGUAUUGGUUCUCUUGUAACAUAACCGAUGGUCUGAUCCAUGAUAAGUGUAUCUCUGUGAAGACCAGGCAUUUACAUACUGUGUGUAAUUCUCACUUUUUUUUUUCCUUUGCCCUGAUCUCUUCCUUCUGCUCCCCUGUGACCUCAAGAUGCAUUUUAAGUUUUUAUUC